Molecule: messenger RNA, 1682 nt
Organism: Heterocephalus glaber (naked mole-rat)
Lineage: Eukaryota; Metazoa; Chordata; Mammalia; Rodentia; Bathyergidae
Source: RefSeq, a predicted model, not a curated record
AGUAUUUUGAGGGAAAUUACUGGUGACAUGUUUUUUACUGUAAUAUAUUUAAAAAAUUUUAAUAUCAUUUUUAUCAUACCUCAUAUUUUAACUAUUAAGCAUUCAUUGGAUGCUCUAAGGAUUUUUAUUUUUGUGUAUAGAAGUAGUAGGUCUUACAACAUUGACUGUAUGGAAGAUAAAUUUUGAGAGUCCACAUGUAUUUUGCACUCUGUAUUUUAUUGCGCUGCUCCUCAGAUUAUAAAGCAGUCACGUCCUAGCAUAUUUGUUGGCAGCAAAUGUGCCGCCUCAUUCUUUACACUUGGUAUUUGGGGUGACCAUGCAUGCAUUGUCUUACAUGGAUCAAAAAUCUCAUUUACAAGUUUGGAAUCAAACUUUGUUAGGAUUGCAAGCAAUUUACUCUCCUGCUAUGACCUCAAGUGCAAUAUAUUUAAAAAUAAGUUCAUCUUCACAAAAUUAUCUAAUUGUUUCUCACUGUUAGUAUUUCUUUUGUCCUGGUCAUUUCAGCCAAAAAUCUGAAUCUUUGAUGCCUUCAUCCAUUAGUCCCAUAUAUCCAGUUAUCUAUUACAUUUUGCGAGGUUCUCUGUCUCUUUCUGUCCAUUCCCAUAAAUCACCCACUUUAAGAUACAAUCAUUUCACACAAAUGCUUUUGCUGUAAUCUCUCAAAAUCUCUCAUCUACAAGGAGAUUAAUUUUUCUAAAGUAUAAUUUUAUCCUGUCUUUCCCUUGUUCGGGACUUGAUUUAAUUCAUCAGCAAACAAAUCUGUGGGGAUUUUGUGCACAGGUUUGGAAAGGUAGAAACAUUAUCCCCUUAAUCAUUUUAUAUUGAGUUCUUACAGUAUGCUACAUUAUAACGCACAAUUUGAAGAAGCUGAAUAUUUCCAGCCCUAUAAUGAUUAAUUUGGAAUCAUGCCUUUAGUUACAAUAUUGUCAUUUUUGUUUCUUUGUCUUUACAAUCUUCAGUGUAUAAAAAGCUACCUUUUUGUUUCUUGCAGGACAGGUGGGAUUAUUCCUCCAGUAGCUCAGCAGCUUCACAGAGAAAAUAUUCAACGAAUAGUACAGGAAGCUCUUUCUGCGAGUAGAAUCUCUCCAAGUGAACUCUCAGCGAUUGCAACUACCAUAAAACCAGGGCUUGCUUUAAGCUUGGGGGUAGGCUUAUCAUUUAGCAUGCAGCUGGUGAACCAGUUAAAGAAGCCAUUCAUCCCCAUUCAUCAUAUGGAGGCUCAUGCACUGACUAUUAGGCUGACCAAUCAAGUAGAAUUUCCUUUUUUAGUUCUUUUGAUUUCUGGAGGUCAUUGUCUGUUGGCAUUAGUCCGAGGAGUUUCAGAUUUUCUGCUUCUUGGAAAGUCUUUGGACAUAGCACCUGGUGACAUGCUUGACAAGGUGGCAAGAAGACUUUCUUUAAUCAAACAUCCAGAAUGCUCCAGCGUGAGUGGUGGGAAAGCUAUAGAACAUUUGGCCAAACAAGGAGAUAGAUUUCAUCUUGAUAUCAAUCCACCCAUGCAUCUUGUUAAAAAUUGUGAUUUUUCUUUUAUCGGACUUCAACAUAUUAUUGAUAAAAUAAUAAUGCAAAAGGAAAAAGAGGAAGGUGUUGAAAAGGGGCGAGUCCUGUCUUCAGCUGCAGACAUCGCUGCUGCGGUACAGCACACAUCAGGCAGAAGACGGCAUACGAGAUCCUGGCCUUGA